AUGGCGGUAGCGGCGGCGGCGGCGGCGGCGGCGGCGGCGGCGGGGCCGAGCGGCGGGGGAGGCGGCCGGGCGCAGCGGAGCGGGCUGCUGGAAGUUUUGGUGCGGGAUCGCUGGCACAAAGUUCUGGUGAACUUGAGCGAGGACGCCCUGGUUCUGAGCUGCGAGGAGGGCGCCGCGGCGUACAACGGCAUCGGCACCGCCACCAAUGGCUCGUUCUGCAGGGGCGCCGGCGGCGCGCAGCCCCCGGACUCGCCCGCCGGGGUCCGCACCGCCUUCACCGACCUGCCAGAGCAGGUGCCCGAGUCCAUCUCCAACCAGAAGCGCGGCGUGAAGGUGCUGAAGCAGGAGCUGGGCGGGCUGGGCAUCAGCAUCAAGGGGGGCAAGGAGAACAAGAUGCCCAUCCUCAUCAGCAAGAUCUUCAAGGGGCUGGCGGCGGACCAGACCCAAGCCCUGUACGUGGGCGACGCCAUCCUGUCCGUGAACGGGGCCGAUCUGCGGGACGCCACCCACGACGAGGCGGUGCAGGCGCUCAAGCGCGCGGGCAAGGAGGUGCUGCUGGAAGUGAAAUACAUGCGAGAAGCCACACCCUAUGUGAAGAAGGGCUCCCCAGUGUCGGAGAUUGGCUGGGAAACGCCUCCGCCCGAAUCCCCUCGCCUAGGGGCCGUGUCCUCAGACGCCCAGUCAGCCGCACAGCCCUCCUCCUUCCACAGAGAUCGGAAGAACAUCCCCCUCAAGAUGUGCUUUGUCACCCGGAGUCUGGCCUCUGCUGACCCUGAGAACAGGCAGCUUGAAAUCCACUCUCCAGAUGCAAAGCACACGGUGAUCCUAAGGAGCAAGGACUCAGCCACCGCCCAGGCCUGGUUCAGUGCCAUCCAUUCCAAUGUUAGUGACCUGCUAACCCAAGUGAUCGCGGAGGUCAGAGAGCAGCUGGGGAAAACGGGCAUUGCUGGGAGCCGAGAGAUCAGGCAUCUUGGCUGGCUUGCAGAUAAGGUGCCCGGGGAGAGCGAGAAGCAGUGGAAGCCAGUCCUGGUCGUGCUGACCGAGAAGGACCUUUUAAUCUAUGACAGCAUGCCGCGGAGGAAGGAAGCCUGGUUCAGCCCAGUUCACACAUACCCUCUUCUUGCCACCAGGCUGGUCCAUUCAGGUCCGGGCAAAGGCUCGCCCCAGGCUGGUGUGGAUCUGUCCUUCGCGACGCGAACGGGCACCAGGCAGGGGAUUGAAACGCACCUGUUCAGGGCCGAGACCAGCAGGGACCUCUCCCACUGGACGAGGACCAUCGUGCAGGGCUGCCACAACUCGGCAGAACUGGUCACUGAGGUCACCACAGCUUGCACCUACAAAAACCAGGAGUGCCGCCUGACCGUACAUUAUGAGAACGGAUUUUCCAUUACCACUGAACCACAGGAGGGUGCCUUUCCCAAGACAAUCAUCCAGUCUCCCUAUGAAAAGCUGAAGAUGUCUUCAGAUGAUGGAAUCAGGAUGCUGUAUCUAGAUUUUGGAGGCAAGGAUGGAGAGAUUCAACUGGACCUUCAUUCCUGCCCCAAGCCAAUUGUCUUCAUCAUUCACUCCUUCCUGUCGGCAAAGAUCACAAGACUGGGCUUGGUGGCCUGAACCAAGGGGGGAUUUGCCUUCGAGAAAGGGAGGGCGGCUGCGCCCCCAGCGGGUGACAUCAGACACCAUGAACGGCG
Messenger RNA from Enhydra lutris kenyoni (northern sea otter), 1688 nucleotides. RefSeq names its product syntrophin beta 1. The transcript is spliced from 7 exons. NCBI's taxonomy places the organism in Eukaryota, Metazoa, Chordata, Mammalia, Carnivora, Mustelidae. Gene Ontology annotation, molecular function: structural molecule activity; protein binding. The record is from RefSeq and is a predicted model, not a curated record. The coding region runs from base 1 to 1611 and encodes 536 amino acids. Gene Ontology annotation, cellular component: dystrophin-associated glycoprotein complex; synapse; intracellular anatomical structure.